Acanthosepion pharaonis is the source of this 765-nucleotide messenger RNA. The record is from the annotation of a GenBank genome assembly. NCBI's taxonomy places the organism in Eukaryota, Metazoa, Mollusca, Cephalopoda, Sepiida, Sepiidae.
AUGGCGUCAAGUUCAAUUACUGAUGAUUCCUCUACGUUUUUCUUUUUUUUUUCGUUCAUUUCUUUUUAUUUAUUAUUUCAUUCUUUCUUUAUAGACAUGAAUAACUUUCGUUUAUUCAUUCUUUUAUCUGUUUUUUUUUUAACAUUUCUUAUUCUUUCAUUCUUUUUUUUAUUUUGGUUUUUCUCAUUCUUUUCCUUUGGUUACUUUUUUUUUACGAUUUUCUUUUCUAGAUUUUCCUUUUCGUUCUUGUUCAUUUUCUUCAUCAUAUUUCUUUCUUUCUUUCUUUCUUUCUUUCUUUCUUUCUUUCUUUCUUUCUUUUAUUCAUUAUCUAUCUAUCUAUCUAUCUAUCUAUCUCUCUUAUUUUUUUCAUUAUCUAUCUCUGUUCAUAUCUAUCUAUCUAUCUAUCUUAUUUAUUCGUUAUCUAUCUAUCUAUCUAUCUAUCUAUCUAUCUAUCUAUCUAUCUAUCUAUCUAUCUUAGUUUAUUCAUUAUCUAUCUAUCUGUCUAUGUUUUCUCUUUUUUUAUUUUUCUUCUUUUUUCUUUCAAAAAUUUUAUUUCUUCUUUUUUUAAUUAAAAUAAAAUCCUUUCUAUUUCCAUUUCUUCUUCUCUCACCUUGUCUUUAUGUCUCCAUUCACUUUCCCUCUUUUUUCUCUCUCUUUAUUCUUUUCUCUAGCGAUCGUUCAAUCUUUCUUUCUUUCUUUCUUUCUUUCUUUCGGCAACUCUUUUUACCUCACCGGCCAGACAAGUUGUCAACUUCCGUUACUUGA